AUGGCAGCCUGGGGCUAUUACAAGUGUCGUGAGCCCGUGAAGAUAAAUAACAAGUGCGAGAAUUGUGGCGCUGUGACCCGAGUGCGGGAUGUCAAUCCAGAGCACCCAGUGCAUGGAGAAAAGGAACCAGCGCCCAAAGAAAAGAAAUCUCCAGAAGGCAAAAAGAAGAUUGCCAAAGCCAAAAAGACCUCCAAUACACAGCAGAGACGAAAGGAAAAUGAAGAGAUGUCCGACGAUGGCGAAGAUAGUGAGCAGACUCCUUUUACCCACACUCAGAAGUCAAAAUCUAACUCUAUGCUGCUGGUUUCUGAUGUUUAA
Penicillium verhagenii is the source of this 318-nucleotide messenger RNA. RefSeq lists its product as uncharacterized. The transcript has 2 exons. The coding region runs from base 1 to 318 and encodes 105 amino acids. NCBI's taxonomy places the organism in Eukaryota, Fungi, Ascomycota, Eurotiomycetes, Eurotiales, Aspergillaceae. The record is from RefSeq and is a predicted model, not a curated record.